UAAAAGAACAGUGAAUGUUGAAUCUAUAAUAAUCAAACUGGUACCUUUGGGCACCUUAGGUAAGCAAAACCUACGUUCUUUAACGCCACAUUAAAUCUUAGCAGUUCUUUUGUUUUCUUGAGGUAGUAUCUUGUUCUGUAGCCCUGGCUGGCCUGGAACUUGUAGUCCUCCUGUCUCUGCCUCCCAAGUACUAGGACUCUACACCUGCACUACUAUGCUCAGCUUAGAUAUUUAAUCAUGUGACACUGACAUCAACAAAGGAACCAGCACUGAAAUUGAUGCAUUACCUCACUAUCUUUUCCACAGGUGGACCUGCAUGAUUUCUUCCUGGGGCUGUCAUGGCUGAGGACACAGACAGAAACCAGAUUGAGAAGCUCCUAAACAGAGUAAAGGAAUUGGAGCAGGAGGUGGAAAGACUUAAGAAAGAACAGGCCAAAAAUCUAAAAGAUUCAAGCAUCAGAGAAAGUUCUUUAGGCUCUGGAAAAGCUAAGCGUGCAUUUGAUUUCAGUGCUCAUGGGCGAAGACAUGUAGCUCUAAAAAUAGCCUACCUAGGCUGGGGAUACCAGGGCUUUGCCAGUCAGGAAAACACAAGCAAUACCAUUGAAGAGAAACUGUUUGAGGCUUUAACCAAGACUCGACUAGUAGAAAGCAGACAGACAUCCAAUUAUCACCGGUGUGGUCGAACAGACAAAGGAGUUAGUGCCUUUGGACAGGUGAUUUCUCUGGACCUGCGUUCUCAGUUUCCAAGGGGCAGGGAUUCAGAAGAUUCUGAUUUAAAAGAUGAAGCUGAUGCUGCUAAGGAGAUCCGCUAUACCCACAUUCUCAAUCGGGUGCUCCCUGCAGACAUCCGAGUAUUGGCCUGGGCCUCUGUAGAGCCUAGCUUCAGUGCUAGGUUUAGCUGUCUUGAGCGGACUUACCGAUAUUUUUUCCCUCGUGCUGAUUUAGAUAUUGAAACCAUGAAUUAUGCAGCUCAGAAAUAUGUUGGCACUCAUGAUUUCAGAAAUUUGUGUAAAAUGGAUGUAGCCAAUGGCGUGAUUAAUUUUCAGAGGACUAUUCUGUCUGCACAAGUGCAACUAGUGGUCCAGAGCCCAGGUGAGGAAAGAAGGCAAGAUCCUUUCCAGUUAUGCCAAUUUGAAGUGAUUGGCCAGGCAUUCCUGUAUCACCAAGUUCGGUGUAUGAUGGCUAUCCUCUUUCUGAUUGGCCAAGGAAUGGAGAAACCAGAGAUUAUUGAUGAAUUGAUGAACAUAGAGAAAAAUCCCCAGAAACCUCAGUAUAGCAUGGCUGUUGAAUUUCCUCUAGUCUUGUAUGACUGUAAAUUUGAAAAUACCAAGUGGAUUUAUGAUCACGAGGUUCAGGAGUUCAAUGUUACCCACCUACAACAUCUGUGGGCUAAUCAUGCUGUUAAAACUCACAUGCUAUAUAGCAUGCUUCAAGGACUAGACUCUGUUAUGGUAACAGGUGGGGCAGGAACAAAAACGGAUGAAGCAACAGAAUGGAGAAGCAUCAAGCCCCCUGUCAUAAAGCACAUUAGUGCCUUCAUAGAAGGAGUGAGAACACGCACAUAUAAGCCCCUCAUGGAUCGCCCUAAAUGCCAAGGACUAGAAUCCCGGAUCCAGCAUUUUGUACGAAGAGGACGCAUUGAACACCCACAUUUACUCCAUAAAGAAGAGUCAAAAGCCAAAAGGGACUGUGCUGAAACAGAAGAAGAAAAUACUGUUUUGGAGAAUCCAACAAAGAGAGUCUGUAUAAUAGAUGCAGAAAUUAACAGCACUGUAUAAUCCCAGGAAGCUAGGAUCUCUACCGGGAUCUAGGAAGCAACCACUAGGUAAAAAUCUAAUGAUUAGCCCUAGCAGGUUCUUAAACAGUUAUGGGUCUAAAUAUUCUCCCCAAAGAAUUAUGAAAGAAGCAAAAGGCACUUGUCCCCUAUAUGCACCUGGAAAUCUGUGCUUUGCAUUCAAAUUCAUUAAAACGUGAUCUCACAAACAUCAUUUGUUGUUCUUUUUCAAGGCAAAUCUGAUAACUAUUAUUCUGAAAGAUCUUUGCCAAAGUGUCUUACUUUUACAAACUUAGAAGUUUUAAGUUCCAUCAAAGAAGAGAUCAAUGGGGUCAGUGGCAGGUAUGAAUCUGCCCGAAAUCUA
Acomys russatus (golden spiny mouse) is the source of this 2138-nucleotide messenger RNA. RefSeq names its product pseudouridine synthase 3 (gene Pus3). Bases 339 to 1778 code for a protein of 479 amino acids. NCBI's taxonomy places the organism in Eukaryota, Metazoa, Chordata, Mammalia, Rodentia, Muridae. Gene Ontology annotation, cellular component: nucleus; cytoplasm. Gene Ontology annotation, biological process: tRNA pseudouridine synthesis; mRNA pseudouridine synthesis. The record is from RefSeq and is a predicted model, not a curated record. The transcript has 3 exons. Gene Ontology annotation, molecular function: RNA binding; pseudouridine synthase activity.